AUGGACAAGAUGGCGGCCGCGAGCUGAGUGGAUCCGCGGCGUCGCUCAACAUCUGCACCGAAAAUACCGCGUAAACACCGAGCUGUGUGGGCCAUCGGGCGGCCGCUCACCCCGGGGACGGCGGCGGCAUCGUCUGUACCUGUGGUCUGUAUCUGUGCCCGCGUUAGCGCCAGCCCCCUCGCCCGCCACCCCGCCCGCCCCUAGACCGAAGGCCAUGAAGCCGCUUCAGUGAAGGAAGGAAGGACGGGCGGCCCGGCAGGAGCCACGGCCACGGCGGCACCACGCAGUGCUCUCUGCUCCCCACAUCCCCGCACACACAGGAUCUCAGCCCGCUAUCCGCCUCGACCGGGAUUUAAACUGCGACCCCGAAGGAAUAUGAAGGAAAAAGACGUCUCGCCCAAAGCUGGUGGCAAACGAGGGGAGGAAAGGCGAGGAGGCCACCACCAGCAGCCCAGGAAAAUGGGGAAUAAUCACAACAGCAUCAACAGGAACAACAAGAAUCAUGGCAAUGCCAAGAGGACUCGCAAUAUCAGCGGCAAAAGGACCAAUAACCGAGAUUACGAUGUCUAUGCCCCCAACCGGACUGCUAAUAAUUUGAGUCUGUCUUCUGCUUCUUCAAGGACUAGUAGAAAUGAGAGACAACCUGGUGAAUACAAAACUUUGAAGAUCAGCAAUUUGGGUUCCCAGUUGAGCGAUGGUGCCAUCGAGGAUGGUCUUUUCCAUGAGUUCAAGAAGUUUGGGGAUGUUAGUGUGAAAAUAUCAAGGGAUGGGGAUGAAAGGGUGGCCCUGGUGAAUUUCAGGCACUCUGAGGAUGCAAAGGCUGCCAGGCAUGCCAAGGGCAGAUUGGUGCUACACGAUCGUCCUCUAAAAAUUGAAACAGUUUAUCCUCCACCAAAGGGAAGAAGUUACUCGCCCGAGUUGGAUGGGUAUUCUGCACCCAGUGUCCAGGCCAAUCGUCAUAGACAGAGAUCUCUAUCGCCAGCUGCACUUGGGUACAGAGAACAUCGAGCUCAACAGCGUAGUUCUUUGGGCCGGCAAAUCGUGCCACCACCUCCACCACCACCUCCACCACCACCACCACCUCCCCAGAGAGACUUGGAGAGAGAACGUGAUUAUGCCUUUUAUGAAGGCCGUGGGCGAGCUGCCUAUGCACUUGAGAGAACUGCGUUCAGGGAAGAUGACAUCUUGCCAGAAGAUGACAAGCGAGCAAAUAGGACAUUGUUUAUUGGAAACCUGGAUCCUUCUGUUUCACAAAAUGAUCUUUUGCUCGCAUUUGAGAGGUUUGGAGUUAUCUUGGAGGUGGAUAUCAAAAGGCCUCCUCGAGGUCAAGGAAACUCGUAUGGCUUCUUGAAAUUUGAAAAUUUAGACAUGGCUCACAGAGCUAAGAUUGCAAUGUCUGGCAAGGUGAUUGGAAGAAAUCCCAUUAAGAUUGGUUAUGGGAAAGCAACUCCCACUACUCGCUUGUGGGUUGGUGGAUUAGGUGCCUGGGUUCCUGUAGCUGGUCUUGCAAGGGAAUUUGACCGCUUUGGUACCAUCAGAUCGAUUGACUACAGAAAAGGCGACAGCUGGGCUUACAUUCAGUAUGAAAGCCUGGAUGCUGCUCAAGCUGCUUGCACUCAGAUGCGCGGCUUUCCCUUGGGUGGACCAGAUCGGCGGCUAAGAGUUGACUUUGCUGACACUGAGCAUCGAUACCCUCAACAGUAUCUACAGGCCUUGCCUCUUCCCCAUUUUGAUUUACUUGGAGAUGGCCUCCUUCCUCGUGGUGCAGAGUGUCUGAGGGGUAGGGAAAGGAACUCUCCCCCAAUGCAUUUUCGAGAAAGGGACCUUUUUCCAGGCAAUGAUUGGCAUGUCCUGUCUGUUCGGGAAAGGAAUCGAACUAGCCAUGAACCGUUCGAGCACAUUGAUCGCGAAGUCCGGGAUAGCUGGUCUCUUGACCGUGACCGUGAACAUAUCUUGCAGACUUGGGACCAAAGAAGGAAAAGGAGAGGACCUGUGGAUGUGCGCCCGACUGAUUGCUCACCCAGUAACGAUAGGUCCAGAAAGCGUCGUUGUAUUUCACCAGAUCGCAGCCCGGGCAAUAGCAGCCGAGAUGGUGGGCGUCACAGUGACUCUGACCGUGAUGCAAAGAACGAGCGGUAUUCACCCAGCAGAGACCGGCGUAACAGCACAGAAAAAGUCUCUUGUGGCAAACAUGAGGCCAAAGCCACAAGCUUACUGGAAAAGGAGAAAGAUCGCAAGCAUAGAACUAUUGAGUGCGUGAGCCCCCUGAGGAGCAAAUCAAAGUCCGAUCUCAAUGCCAAAGCAUCUGACAACUUUCAGGAACAUGAUCGCAAACUGAACGUAGCCUGGCACGGAAUGCUGGUUCUGAAAAAUAGUUCGUUCUCCACAAACAUGCACUUCCUCGAGGGUGAUCUGAGCGUUGCAACCAACUUAUUAGUGGAUGUCUCGACUGGUGGAAAGGUAGCACAGUUAAAAAUCACUCAGCGCUUACGACUGGAUCAGCCUAAAUUGGAUGAGGUAACAAGACGCAUCAAAGCAUCUGGCACCAAUGGUUAUUGUGUGCUAUUGGCCGUACCAGCUUUAAACAGCAUGGAAAAUGUGGAAGGAAUGUCCUCUGGCCUAGAGCAAGCCACUUCACCACAGCGACCACUGAGGAACUUGGUGUCCUACCUAAAACAAAAGCAGGCUGCUGGAGUCAUCAGCCUGCCUGUUGGAGGCAGCAAAGAGAAGGACCACACAGGUGUGCUCCAUGCUUUCCCUCCAUGUGAUUUUUCUCAACAGUAUCUGCAAACCUCUGCUCGAGCCCUGGCCAAAUCUGAAGAAGACUGUCUAGUUAUAAUAAUUGUACGUGGUGCAGCUUAGAAUUGAGAUUGUACUGUUUGAUGUGGUUGUGUAUUGUGAUAUGUAUGGGAUACAAAGGGGUAAAACUCAACAAACUGCAAAACGUGAAAGAGCUGGCAGACACUUUGUAAAAAGAAGGAACUGCAGAUGCUGGUUAGUACACAUAAGGGCACAAAGUGCUGGAGUAACUCAUCAGGUUAGGCAGCAUCUCUGGAGAGCAUGGAUGGGUAACGUCCCGACCCGAAACAUCACCUAUCCACGUUCUCUAGACAUGCAGCCUGACCUGCUGAAUUACUCCAGUGCUUUGUUUCCUUUUGUCAGACACGAACCACAUUGUUCUCAAAAGGAUCUAUCUUCCUACUGCAGAACUACCAACUGGCUCAACAGCCUUGCAUCUGUUACAGGGUCUGUACCCAGUUGAUUGUACAGUAGUUAGUUAUGUGAAAUUCUUCGCCCUCCCUCAGCAUAUGCUCACCUAAUACCAAAUAUGGCCACUUCUAUAAUGGGCUUAUGGCCACGUACGUGUCUUUAAGUCAAAUAGCCCACACAUUUUUUAUUCACCACCCACCUUGCCUUUUCCUUUUAAUUAAAUAAAAAGGAUUGCAUCCUUAAAUUCGGUCCUUUUACCCUUAUUCUUAUUUUAUUUCAACCUCCAGUAUCCAGUACUAUUUAAAUACACAAUCUCUCAGUAUUGAACAAAAGCCGUGAAUUGUAUAAAGCUUGAAUGCUUCCUGCAUUGUUUAAGGUAACGCAUACCUGUCAGUGCUGGAAGCCAGUGGUUGUUUCUUCAAGCAGAUUAUAUUAUUGGAAACACAGAGUCCCAAGAGUCAUACUUAACAUUAUUACUGAAAUCUUUAUUGAAGGGCAAAACAUUUGUUCAAAAUCUAGUAAUUUUCUGGUUUUGUAAAUGAGGUAACUGAUAUUGGAGUACAGACACCUUGCAAACUGUUAUAUGUAAUGUGCUGUAAACAUUGUAGGCAGUUUUUUUUUUUUGCACUUAAUAUCUUUUGGACACCAUUAAUUCUCAAACACUGAAACAUCAUUUUUUGCCUUUUGCCAAAUGAUUUGGAAAAUCUUUUUUAAUCAUAUGGAUCUCAGUCCAAAGGCUGCAAAGGUGUUUAUUAAUAUUUAACAUGCCCAAAGAGAGUAACUUAAGCGUUUCCAACUACCGAGUGGGCAAUAAAGAGAACUUUUGGGCCAUGUGUUAAGGCAAUGAUGGAUUAAAUACCACAAAUCCUGGGUUUAACAAAAAUGUGUGACUUUCUGAAAAUAUGCCUGCCUGUAUACUUGUUCUGUGGAGGGUUGUUUUGGGAGUGGGUGGGGUGGGGGGGUGAAUGCUCAUUCAGUAUGAGCAUUUACAUAGGUCUUUUACCAACCCAGAAAUUGUCAGCACCUUUUAUACAUUGUGCUGUUUGCAGCAUCAAUGAUAUGAGAGCUUGACAGGCAUCAUAAUAUGUUUUAUACAUUUUGUUUUCCCAUUAAUCUGGGUUUUGUGAGAUAUGAUCAAAUCUAAUUCAACAUGGGGAAGAAAAAAAACUGAAGCUAACACCUUGACAGAUUUAUUCCCUGGAAUCUAUAAACAAAGUGCUGCUCAUCACUUGAGAUGAUGUGAAAGAAAUUUUAGGUGAGAUUUGCACACUGUCUGGAUUUGCAGGUUUUGAUGCUACAUAUCUAUGUACAGUUGGACAUUGUCAUUUGUGUUUAAGAAACAAAACCAGCGCUUCCAUUCUUGUGUGGCAGUCAGUUAAUAAUUUGCCGCAAAACAGGCAACUAUUUCAUUUGCUGUGUUUCUUGCCCCAAUGAGAGGCUGUUUGAACAAGUAUACAGGCAUGAAAUGUGAUAUAAACAUUAUUUCAAAUGAAAAAAUGUAAAUGUAUGCCAGUGCACACUGACUAAUACAAAUAAAUUGCAAAAUUGUGGGAAUCUCACCAAACCAGAGAAGGCUUUAAACGCUCAGCAGUUCAGUCAAUGUGAUGUGAACAAAUGGUUAAUUUAGGAUCUCACAGACGGUUAUUGAGUAAAAUACCAAGUGCUGGAGUAACUCAGCAGGUCAGGCAGCAUUUCGGAGGGAAUGGACAGGCGAUGUUUUGGGUCAAGCGCUUUUUUUCAGGUCCCGACCCAAAACGUCUGUCCAUUUCCUCCACAGAUGCUGUCUGACCCAGUGAGUUCCUUCAGUAAUUUGUGUUUUACUUAAGAUUCCAGCAUCCCCAGUCAUUUGUGCCUCCACAGAUUUUUACUGCUCUGCUUACUUGACAUUUUUAUCACUCUUUCCAGAUUUAUGGGAGAAAAAAAUCCCUUUCCCAGUUCCCUAAACUUUCACAUAAAAGCGCUGAGAAUCAGUGCUUGCCCUCACAAAGAUUGCUUUAGUUUGCAGGGUUAAACUGUGUAGUUUAUUUUUUACAGUUCUGUUCUCAAGGACUUGGGAUUGGAUGUGGCCACUGCUUUACAUUUCUUUUGAAAAAAAGAACACUGCUUUCCUGUGCUCUUUUUGCCUGUUUUUUGUUCAAUCUGCAGAUCUAGCUGCUGUGACUGAAACGUCGUUUCUUCCCUGGGGUAAAUUUUAAAUGGGUUUUGUAAAAAAAAAAAGGAUAUGGGUGUUAUUAGUAAGGAUGCCAAUAAUUAUUUCUCCCUAUUAGCCGUGAGAAGAUCCUUCUCCUUCACCAGCUGAACUCUCACUGUGCCGUUGGAGCUCAUGCUGGGAGCAGGUGCUUACUCCUGACCUCUGCUCGAGGAUUGAAUGGCACAGCUCCUCUGAGAGAUUGCUAUUGGGAUCUUUGGAGCUGUGAAUGGGAACAUUCAAAGGAGGGAAGAAAAUAAAGGGAAAUGCAUUGCAAAACAAUCCCUCUACCACAUCCCACAUCCCUUGUGUAUGGGUAAAUGGAAAUGCUUGAGAGGGUUUUUUUAUAAGAAAUCUCUAGCCCAUUUUAAUGCAGCAAUUUUUGCUGUGUGCCGCACAAUCCAAGGAGUAAUUUUAUCUUUGUUCUGUUAUAACAGUCCUUUUCUAAUGAUAGUUUCAAUUCGGCAACGUAAAUUAUGUGAAACAAUAAGACGACCGCUGGACAAACUCAACAGGUCAAGUAGCAUCUGUGGUGGUGGGGGGGAGGGAGGAGGAGGAAUUAACAUUCCGGGAUUAAUACCGGUGUGGGAUUCUGACCGGAAAUGUUAAUUGCAGCAUUCUUUGUUUUGCUCCUGAUUCCAGCAUCUUGUGCAGUCUUGUGUCUAAUUAGGUGGAAGCAUGUACAUACUAACAUGUUGCCAACAAAUUCCGCCAAGAGUGAUGACAAAAAACUUUUAAAAAACUGAAAUUUAGGGACACUUUUUGUGCUUAAAGCUCAAUGGGUACUUUUGCCAUCUUUGUAUGGUACUUUGGAGAAUGGAAAAUAUGCACAAACUAGGUAUGUCUGAACUGCCGAGCUUUGAUUGUCUAAUUAAAUUGGCAUGGGGAUUAAUUUAUGAAAGGCAGUCUGUGUGCACUAUUAUUUUGAAUAAUUUUAAGCAGUGAAAUGGAAACAAAAGUAGUUUUAGUUGAAUGAUUUAAUCACAAUCAUAACAUGGACAAUUGGAAAGUUGCCUCAUGGUCUAGGUGCACAAAAUGUGCAAUUAUUUUGCAAGUUAGAUUAUCUUCUAUGUCUAAUGAUAACUUGAACAUAUUUGGACAAUAGAGUUAAGCCCAGUAUAGAGUCAGAUGAGUGUUAAUGUUGGCUUUCUAAAAAAAAUGACGAUGUAUCAAGUUUAGAGCUCCUUUCAGUAAAGAUUUUCUAAUUUGCUUCAAACCCCUGUAGAUUUACUGGGCAAUUUCCUAGGUUUGCUUACACUGGUGUCUAAUAUACCAGUUUGGAAAGACAGUCGUAUUCCAAUUGUAAGCUUAGUUUUAAACUCUCAAAUGUAGGCUUAGUUUUAAAAGUUGGGUAUUAUCCUCAUUGCCCUUGGCUUGCUUAGUCUUUGCCUGCUUCUUCCACUCAUCUGUAAUUGUGAAGAGAAGCAGCCAGCUCAUUCUUCUUCAGGCUUGAUUGUUGCCACUGUAACCAGAUACUCAAAAAGUCCAGAAUAGCUAGUGUUAUCAGUAUUUUCCUUGUUUUCCUCUGCAUAAUGUUGUUGAUCCACUUUUUUUUCCUCUUUCUGCCCCCUACCCCCAACCUGAUCCUUUUACAGAAAUGAGCUAAACUGUAGGCAGCCCGAUGUGGUGUCACUGCCCAGUGUAGCAUGUUCAGAUUUAACUGUUCAUUGCUGGAAGUGUAAUGUUCCAGCAGAGGCAGGUGACCUUUUGGAGACUUGCUACACAGUGUUUAGCCAUUGUGCUGCUGCAGCCCGUUGAUUUGGUUGGAGGACCAGUAUGAAUUGGGUAUGUUUUAAAUUACCUGUGAUUGAGCCAGUUAGUCUUGGACACAACUAUCAAUAUAAACAUUUUAUAACAUUUCUCAAAGUCCAACACGUUAUUCUCUUUCCAUUUCCUGACAGCCAUGGCACACACUAUUUUCGUGCAGAUAUCCCCAAUAUGCAAAUAAGUGGUCUUAAUUUUGUUUUUCAAUCUGUAAAUGGAACCAGUGUUAGAUUUUGAUUGUAAAUGAAAAUGAAGAAGAGUUACUGAAGGCAAGUCUGCAGACUCGCUUUUGAAAGCUUUGCUUGGGGGCUAUUUAACAUAGGACUUUUAUCUUGGAGAAAAAUAUCAGCUUUUACACCAUGUCUUUGACAACUCUGCAUCAAAGCAUUUGUUUAAGAAAGCUAGGGUCUUAUGGGUGCCUUAGUAAGAACCAGUUAUUCAGUAGCAUGCCAACAGAAUUUCUUUAGUGAUGUUUUUUUUUGUUGAGGCUAUAUGUACAAUUACUGUAUUAUUGUUAGUUAUGUAGAAGCUGCUGUUGCAUGUUUUUGUCUAAUUUGAUAUUUCUUUCCUGCAAAAUUCAAUGACAAUGUUUGAAUGACAAACCUGAGGAGGAGACUUCCGCUGGAAUUUCGUACAAGCUGAAGACGAUAUUUGUGUGAAGUAAAAUGGCCUUUUGCAGGGGGAAAUUUCUGUUGUUUGUUUUUAAAGAGCUGGAAUGGCAGCUUGAAAAAUAUAUAAAAAAGUUCCUGUAUCUUCUAAUGUGAAACCAGGUCCUGUGUUUUGAGGGGAAAAUGAUCUGCUGCUGUGUGCUGUUUAUAACUGAUUACUGGGGGAAAAAGGAAAAGCUAUUCGGGCUCAACCAACUGAAUACUGGCGUUCACAGACACACGUGCGUUGAGCUGAUUAUGUUGUCAACCAAAAUCAAUAAAAUGUGUUUUCUUUUGAGGAAAAAAA
Molecule: messenger RNA, 8116 nt
Organism: Leucoraja erinaceus (little skate)
Lineage: Eukaryota; Metazoa; Chordata; Chondrichthyes; Rajiformes; Rajidae
Gene: rbm15
Product: RNA binding motif protein 15
Exons: 1
Coding region: 376-2862 (828 amino acids)
Biological process (GO): regulation of alternative mRNA splicing, via spliceosome
Cellular component (GO): nucleus
Molecular function (GO): mRNA binding
Source: RefSeq, a predicted model, not a curated record